Vavraia culicis subsp. floridensis is the source of this 1591-nucleotide messenger RNA. RefSeq lists its product as uncharacterized. The coding region runs from base 1 to 1500 and encodes 499 amino acids. Gene Ontology annotation, biological process: regulation of DNA-templated transcription. The transcript has a single exon. NCBI's taxonomy places the organism in Eukaryota, Fungi, Microsporidia, Pleistophoridae. The record is from RefSeq and is a predicted model, not a curated record. Gene Ontology annotation, molecular function: histone acetyltransferase activity.
AUGCGCACGAUUGGCCGAACAAGAGUUAAGAAUAGUUUGUGUGAGGAUGGGGACAGCAUUGUUCGUCCUUUAAUUAACAAAAGAGGCGAUAUAGGAACUGAUCUUACUGCAAUGGAAGGAAACAGGGCGGCAGCUCAUGAGAAAAGCAACGAAUUGGACGAUGUAAUCAAUGAAAAUACCGAGUCUAAGAAUGAAAGGAAUAUGAGCAAGGCACCGAGACUAAAAAGAAUCAACUUGGAACAUCAAAACGGUAGCACCGAUAAAAUAGAGAAAAAUUGUGCCAUGACACAUGAUUUUGGAGAUAAAGACACCAUAAUUUUGGAAGACUCCGAUAAAAAAUGCUGUUUUUGUGGGAAAAUUUUGAGAAAAAUUUUUGUAAAAUGUCUCAAAUGUGGAAGGAAAUUUCAUAACAGCUGUUCAAAGAAAGGGAGUCGGAUAGUCGAAAAUUACGAGGUUAUCUUCAUAUGUAACGAUUGUAACGCGUGCACAGAAUGUGGAUUGAAUAAUGAUGACGACACGAUGCGCUGCUUGGUUUGUCCACAAAUAUUCCACAAAACGUGUACCACCGCCCAGUUCUGCAGACCAUGUCGAGAGAAGUUAUACCUGGGCGCUACGCAGCUAGAAGUAAUGGCCAGAUUUGAGAUGAACAUGUUCAACAGCUUUGUGAGAAGCAAAGGAUUUAUGAAAGACGAGCGAGGACAACGAUAUAUGGGCAAGGAGAUAGUUGUUUCCAAGUUGUACAUAGGGAGCAAAAAGCUUUCACCGCAGUAUCUUUCGCCUUUUAUCAAUGUGUCAUACUCUAUGUAUGUCUGCGAGAAGUGCUUUUCCUACUUCAAGGAGUCUAUUUCGUUAGAAAGACACAAGUUGAAGUGCGAUAUGUGUCUACGCGGUAAUCUGGUGUACUCCCGCGGAAAACUGAAAUUAUAUGAGGUGGAUGGUGAGAUAGACACAAUAUUCUGCAGGAAUCUCUGUUUGGUGGCAAAGUGCUUCCUCGAUCACAAGACACUCUACUAUGAUGUGGAGCCUUUUUUAUUUUACACUCUGUAUGAUGACAAUGGCAACUUUAUAGGGUAUUUCUCCAGGGAAAAGUUCUCAACAAAGUUCAAUUUAUCGUGUAUUGUCGUUCUGCCCUGCUAUCAAGGAAAAGGUUUUGGCUACUUUUUAAUUGAUUUCAGUUACUGUCUGUGCAAAAUUACUAACAAAAAAGGGACACCAGAAAAACCUCUGUCUGAUCAAGGACUCGCAGUUUACAAGAAAUACUGGAAAUACAAAGUUUAUAAUUAUAUAUCGAGGAUUAAAGGGUGUGUAUCCGUUGAAGUUAUUUCAGAAGAGUUGGCCAUGACUCAUUCGGAUGUUGUAUACGCCCUAGAAUUACUCGAAUUUUUGAAAAAAGCUGAUGGCAAGUAUCGCAUUGAAGUUUCAGAAAGGAUCUUUGUCGAAUUGAAGACAUGUGAUCCUGCUGGUAUUAUAACCGGUAAUAUACGGGUUUUUAAUGAAUAGAGAUUAGCCAGUUAAUAAAGAGCCGCUUUAUACCCGAUGAGCAGCGGAUGCUGUUCAAUGGACGCUUCAAUAAAAUUUAUUUAAAAUGGUA